ACGUCCUUAAACUAUUUUUCUGGCAAUAAGAAGUACGCUUUUCAGAAUUCGUUACGACAGCACGCGCACGCGUUUACAUAGACACACGUGUUCAUGCAAAUUGUAACAAUAAUAAUCGAUGCACUCUUUCUUUUCUGAACAAACAAGCACUUCCAUUAUCGCGUGAUAACACAUUUUUCACUUUAUUCGUGCAUAAUGACACAAUAUAUAUUAAAAACACGUUCAGUUAUCAUGUAUACGUCAACGAUUCAGUUCUCGGCAAUCAAUAUAAACAAGGGUUUCUCAAUAGUUAGAACCUAAGUGAACCCAAGUAGAGUAUCUGAUCGUGCAGAGAAGUUAUUUUAUUUUUCUUGUUAUAUAAGAACCUGUUUGACGCUUACAUGGGAUCAACUGGUUGGGGGUUGAGUUAUUCGAAUAGAGAUGGACACGAUACAAAUUAUCAAGUCACCAAUUCAGUAUUAAAGUAGCCUUCGAUCGAAUAGCAACGUUCUCCACUUUCUUUUUUCCCAUUUUGUUUUUUGCCUUCCGUUUGUUGUACUCGGUUAGUCUAGCUUUUUACGGUCGUCGGAACGUUUCAACCAGUAUCUCCAUAAAGAAUUCGCGUGUGAACGCGUCGUGAACAUUUGUUUAUCGAAAUUAGUUAAUAAACGUCGUUCGAAGAUGAAUUUAUUCGCACCGUUAACAAGGCAGCAGAUAACACUGAAGGCGUGUAUUAGAAGGCACUUGAGCGUCGGUAUAUCGCUAUUGAGCCACUCUCCUGGACCCUUAUCUCAGUUCACAGACGAGGAACUCAUGAUGAAAGAAACCGUCAGUAAAUUGGCGAAAGAAGAAAUCGCCCCCCUCGUACGGAAAAUGGAAAAGGAGAACAGGAUAGACGACGGGCUGCUGCGAAAGCUUUUCGAAAGUGGUUUAAUGGGCAUCGAAGUACCCGAGGAAUACGGUGGUUCCAAAUGUAGUUUCAUGUCGACGAUUUUAGCCGUCGAAGAAGUUGCCAAAGUCGAUGGGGCCGUGGCGGCUUUGGUCGAUAUACAUAAUACUCUGGUGAACUCGUUAAUAACGAAAGUUGCCACGGAAGAACAAAAGACAAAGUAUCUGCCUAAACUAGCCCAAGAUUACGCGGGAAGCUUCUGUCUUACGGAGCCUGGCUCGGGAUCGGAUGCCUUUUCCUUGAAGACCGAGGCAAAAAAGGACGGGUCCGAUUACGUUCUAAAUGGGACAAAAAUGUGGAUUUCGAACUCCGAUAUCGCGGGAUUGUUUCUGGUUUUCGCGAAUGCGAAUCCUUCCUCUGGAUAUCGGGGUAUCACGACGUUUCUUAUUGAGCGAGACACGCCUGGAUUGACAGUGGCCAAACCAGAAGACAAGCUCGGAAUAAAGGCAUCGGGUACAUGCAUGAUUCACUUGGACGAUGUCAGAGUUCCUGAAACUAACAUCCUGGGGCAACUGGGUCAAGGGUACAAAUACGCCGCCGGAUUUUUAAACGAGGGUCGAAUAGGUAUCGGAGCUCAGAUGAUCGGUAUAGCACAGGGCUGUUUGGACGCGACCAUACCGUACACCUUGGAAAGAAAGCAAUUUGGGACAGACAUAUUUUCGUUUCAAUCGAUGCAACAUCAAAUCGCUCAAGCAGUCACUGAAGUCGAAUGCGCUAGACUAGCGGUGUACAAUGCGGCGAGAUUGGUCGACGCUAAAAAAAAUGUAAUGAAAGAGGCGGCCAUAGCAAAGCUGGUUGCGUCCGAAACGGCCUUGCGUGUUACCUCGAAAUGUAUCGAUUUCAUGGGCGGAGUAGGAUUUACGACGAAUUUUCCUCAAGAAAAAUAUUUCAGAGACUCGAAAAUUGGUACCAUUUACGAGGGUACAAGCAACAUGCAGCUGUCGACUAUAGCUAAAUGUAUUCGCAAGGACUACUCGUAGAUACUGCUCUUUUAUUCUAUUUACUUUAUUCGGCACAUAUUUUUGUAACGAUUUUUUAUUACUUUUCUACAAUCUUUUAUCUGACAAUAAAUCGAUAUCGGCGAUAA
Messenger RNA from Ceratina calcarata, 2015 nucleotides. Its product is annotated as short/branched chain specific acyl-CoA dehydrogenase, mitochondrial. NCBI's taxonomy places the organism in Eukaryota, Metazoa, Arthropoda, Insecta, Hymenoptera, Apidae. The transcript is spliced from 9 exons. The coding region runs from base 661 to 1908 and encodes 415 amino acids. The record is from RefSeq and is a predicted model, not a curated record. Gene Ontology annotation, molecular function: flavin adenine dinucleotide binding; acyl-CoA dehydrogenase activity. Gene Ontology annotation, cellular component: mitochondrion.